CGGGGUGGACGCGGGGGGGCGGGCCGGGGUCGCGGGGACGGGGCCGCCUGGAGAGUGUGUGGAGCUCAUCGGUCCCAAGGGAUUCGGAAGCUUUCUGGGACAACCGGGUUGUGACUCGGCGCCGUGAGCGGCUCUGGAGCUGUUUAUGGCCAAGGGGAAAGUGUCCCUUCACGGGAUUCCCUCCCAGGAACAACCCUUGGGGAUAGAUCGAGGUCUCCGGGAGACACCGCGUUAUUGUGCGGUCCCUGACUUUUGUUUUAUCCCAGCAAUAUGCCUCCCAGUUCCUGCUCAGGAAACGUCGAGCCAAUUCUUUUAUGGAAGAAAGUAAGAAAGGAAAUCUAGAAAGAGAAUGCAUUGAAGAAUUAUGCAAUAAGGAAGAAGCCAGGGAAGUCUUUGAAAAUAAUCCUGAAACUGAGUAUUUUUAUCCCAAAUAUUUAGGCUGCCUUGCCUCCCAUCGAGCUGGGGUUUUCAGGGUUGCUGCAGUUACUCCUGAUUCUCCAGCUGACCUGAGGGCCUGCGUCAAGGAAAUUUCAAACCAGUGCAGCCCUCUGCCAUGCCAUAAAGAUGGAUAUAAGGAUUGCAUAGAUGGACAAGGCAAAUACACAUGUGUCUGUAAACCAGGGUGGAGAGGAGAGAACUGUGAAGAAGAUAUAAACGAGUGUGAAGACUUUAAUGGAGGUUGUAGCCAACGCUGUUCCAAUUUACCUGGGAGCUACCGUUGCUUGUGUGAAGAUGGAUACUUCAUGCACUCGAACAAACGGGAUUGUGGAGAUAUAAAUGAGUGUGUGCUAUAUCCAAACAUCUGUGGGACAGCGAUUUGUAAAAACACCCAGGGAAAAUAUGAAUGUGAAUGUGCAGAAGGCUACACAUAUAAUUCAACUUCCAAGAACUGUGAAGAUAUUGAUGAAUGUGCUGAAAAUAUUUGUGCUCAACUCUGUGUAAACUCUCCAGGAAGUUACAGCUGCUAUUGUGAUGGCAAGAAAGGGUUCAAGCUCUCCAAGGACACGAAGAAUUGUGAGUCUAUUACUGAGUGUAUCCCACUGAACCUCGAAAAGAAUUAUGAACUGCUUUAUCUGGCAGAGCAAUUCAUAGGAAUUCCCGUCCUCUACUUAAAGUUUAAAUUGCCAAAUGUCACAAGAUUUACAGCAGAGUUUGAUUUUCGGACAUAUGAUGCAGAGGGAGUUAUCCUGUAUGCCGAAUCCCUUGACAAUUCAGCAUGGAUAUUGCUGGCUCUUCGUGAUGGGAAGAUUGAAGUUCAGUUCAAGAAUGAAUUUGGAACAAAAGUCACCAGUGGAGGCAAAGCCAUUAAUGAUGGACUGUGGCAUAUAAUAUCAGUUGAAGAACUGGAGCACAGCAUCAGUGUAAAAAUAGCUAAAGAAGCUGUGAUGAGUAUUAACAGCCCAGGAACUCUUUUUAAACAGUCCCAGGGUUUUCUGGAAACUAAGGUGUACAUUGCAGGAUUACCUCGCAAAGUGGGCAAUGCUCUUGUUAAGCAGAUUAACCCUCGGUUAGAUGGUUGUAUUCGUGCCUGGAACCUGAUGAAUCAGGGACAUUCAGGUGUAAAAGAAGUUAUUCAAGAAAAACAAAGCAAACACUGUUUAGUAUCAGUGGGGAGAGGAUCCUUCUACCCUGGCACUGGAAUGGCAGCAUUUCAGAUAAACUAUAAUAACCUUGACAGUGCUGAAGAUUGGCUAAUAAAUGUGACUCUGAGUAUUCGCUCAUCCACAGACACUGGUGUUAUGUUUGCCUUGGUUUCUAAUGAAACAGUGCCUCUUGCAUUGUCCAUAGUGGACUCUAACUCCUCUGACUCACAGAAAGUCACUGUGACCGUUGGAAACAUCACUGUUGCACACCUGGAAUCAAAGAAGUUGUGUACCCCCAGAAAGGUGCAGGUUGGACUUUUAGUAACCAAACAGGAACUUGAACUGUCUGUGGAUUCACACACAGACAGAAGCAAUUCAGAGCACCUGUCUGUCCUGAAUCAAGCCAUGAUGGCAAACGUUGUCACUUACUUGGGUGGGCUGCCAGAUGUUCCUCUGGGUGCUACACCAGUGACUGCUUUUUAUAAUGGCUGCAUGGAGGUGAAGGUCAACAACAGGCAGCUGGAUCUGGAUGAAGCCAUUUCCAAACACAACGACAUCAGAUCUCACUCGUGCCCACUGAUUAUGCAGUAACCAUUCAGAUCUUAAUUUAACUUUUUUUUCCUUUCAGAUAUAAUUCGUGUAAUUAGUCUCAUGUCAUAAUAAAGCCUGCAUUGUUUUAUGCAA
Pipra filicauda (Wire-tailed manakin) is the source of this 2267-nucleotide messenger RNA. It is a transcript of the gene PROS1, whose product is annotated as protein S. Gene Ontology annotation, cellular component: extracellular region. Gene Ontology annotation, molecular function: calcium ion binding. Bases 315 to 2174 code for a protein of 619 amino acids. NCBI's taxonomy places the organism in Eukaryota, Metazoa, Chordata, Aves, Passeriformes, Pipridae. The transcript is spliced from 15 exons. The record is from RefSeq and is a predicted model, not a curated record.